ACGAUCUGGCCCCUUGUCGUUGCCAGCCGGUUUUACCAAGGUGUCCCGUUUACCGUUGUCACCGGACAAUCAAGGCAAGGCAAGGCAGUGAGAACUUCGACGCUCGACUUCUCGCAUCCAGUGUGGACCUCGCAUCCCCGAAAAAUGCAUUCAAAGGGUUCAUCGGAUUCCAACCCAUGAAUACAUGGGGUUGUGCAUGGAAGCGAGAUGGGGCAAAACAAGCAAGGUCUGGACAAUAUUAACCACUGCCUUGUGGCCGAUCAGUCAAGCAAAGAUCAUCGGCGAUCUCCGCUCCGAACUUCCUUGCAAACCGCCAUGUCGCAUUUCAUUCCUUCCGACGAAGACAAGGACGACCUGUUACUUUCCUGCCGUUACGGAGACACUGAAGACAUCCAAUCGUUUGUACAGAAAUACGGCGCAAGUUCGCUCAAUGACUUCCGAGACGAUAAUGGAAACACCGUGCUCCAUAUGGUAUGCGCAAAUGGACAUACAGAUGCCUUAGACUAUCUUCUAUCAGUUGUCUCUUCAUCGCUUUUGUCGGUCCAAAAUGAUGCAGGGUCUACGGCGCUCCAUUGGGCCGCACUCAACUCGCAUCUUACCAUCGUGCAACGCCUUGUACAGCACCCUGGAGGACCAGGCAAGGACCUGAUAGACAUCAAGAACGCUGCCGGGCGAACACCGCUGGGCGAAGCGGAGAUCAUCGGAUGGGAGGAAGGCGCGAAGUGGUUAGUCGAGGUCAUGAACUUGGACUCGGAAGGUUCGAAAGGGGAGGAAGACCAAGUCGUGGGUCCAAGUCAGGACAUCGAAGUUGAAAUUCAGGAUGCCGAGGGUCAGGUGGCCAAGAUGACGAUAGGGCCUCAGGCUGUUUCGGAACCUGUGGGGAAGUCAUAGCCUCAAUUCGUCUAGCAGGGUGGGCAAGCUUGCUUCAUAUCUGCUUCCCUGCAUUCUUUGAACCUUGUCCGCAGAUGAAUAUUUACUUCGCCGGCUGAAGCGCUGACGCGGUGUACUCUAUCGAGUCAGAAUUAUUACAGCAGAUCUACAUUGCAUGAUAUCAUGGUAUCUGCCAUGCCUAUCUGUGUUAGGUGUAUUUUAAUAAUGUAUCAGAAGCUUCUAUUGGGCUCAACUAACUGUUGGAACUGGUUAUUGCGUUCCAUCUUCUUCUUUUCUCGUGUUUUACGCUGUGAUAGAUGUGUUGUAGCGAGCGAUAAUGUACUAUAUAUUGGAAAAGAAGACGAAAGAUCG
Molecule: messenger RNA, 1242 nt
Organism: Somion occarium
Lineage: Eukaryota; Fungi; Basidiomycota; Agaricomycetes; Polyporales; Cerrenaceae
Source: the annotation of a GenBank genome assembly